AUGGAAGGAAAAAGAAUCGAGAGCAGUGAAGUUUAUGUUGCAGCAAUGUGUGUAAGUAUUCUCCUCUUUGCUCCGGUUGGUGUGUCCCAACCAAUACCAGCGGAUAAAUCUCAAGUAAAUGCUUGGUUUAAUGGCAUUAUCAAGCCCGUGAAAGAAAGGGGUAACACCUUAGACCCUGAAUUGGUUGAGGCCGAGACAGAACCUAGAAUUAUAAAGGUGAUGCAAGGUGGGGGUGGAGAAUUCGAUACCAUAACCAAAGCCAUCGAGAGCGUUCCAUCAGGGAACACCAAACGUGUGAUUAUAUCCAUCGGACCCGGAUCUUACAAAGAGAAAAUCAGAAUUGAAAGAAAUAAGCCUUUUAUUACAUUUUUAGGAGAUCCUAAAAGCAUGCCAAAUUUGACAUUUGAUGGAACCGCCAAGCAGUAUGGAACCGUAGAUAGUGCCACUCUUAUUACUGAGUGUAGUUACUUUGUGGGUGCUAAUCUCAAUAUAGUGAACACUGCUCCUAAGCCAGACGGGAAAAUGGUAGGAGCCCAAGCGGUUGCUUUGAGAGUCUCUGGUGAUAGGUCAGCUUUCUAUAACUGUAAAAUCAUCGGCUUCCAAGACACUUUGUGCGAUGACAAGGGCAACCAUUUCUUUAAAGAUUGCCAUAUUCGUGGUACUGUUGAUUUCAUUUUUGGAAGCGGGAAAUCUUUGUAUCUGAACACAAAAAUAUUUGUGGAAGGAGAUCCGGGACUUACAGUAAUUACAGCACAAGCGAGAGAAAGUUCAUCAGAGGACACGGGUUAUUCGUUUGUGCAUGGUAGCAUUUCUGGAACAGCGAAGAAUGCAUUUUUGGGCAGGGCCUGGAAGAGCAGCCCAAGGGUUGUUUAUGCAUAUACUGAAAUGGGCAACGUUGUCAAUCCUGCUGGUUGGUCUCAUAAUCUCCAACCUGAACGAGCCAAAACUGUUUACUAUGGAGAAUAUAAAUGCACGGGGCAAGGCGCCAAUCCCAAGACACGGGAGCCAUUCGUCAAACAACUACCGGAUGCAGAAGCUCAACCAUUCUUGGUUCUUGACUAUGUUGAAGCUACCAAAUGGUUGCUUCCUUCUCCAACAGUACCUAAUUAAUUCAUUCAUUGUCAACUUAAUCACGCAAGUAGCAUAUCUUCGCAAUA
Messenger RNA from Gossypium raimondii (Peruvian cotton), 1157 nucleotides. Its product is annotated as pectinesterase PPME1. The record is from RefSeq and is a predicted model, not a curated record. Gene Ontology annotation, biological process: cell wall modification. Gene Ontology annotation, molecular function: pectinesterase activity. Bases 1 to 1110 code for a protein of 369 amino acids. The transcript is spliced from 4 exons. Lineage: Eukaryota; Viridiplantae; Streptophyta; Magnoliopsida; Malvales; Malvaceae.